Molecule: messenger RNA, 3997 nt
Organism: Saccoglossus kowalevskii
Lineage: Eukaryota; Metazoa; Hemichordata; Enteropneusta; Harrimaniidae
Gene: cna1
Product: calcineurin A protein catalytic subunit
Biological process (GO): calcineurin-mediated signaling
Molecular function (GO): calmodulin-dependent protein phosphatase activity
Source: RefSeq, a predicted model, not a curated record
GUUGUUGACGCCAUCUUGAGAACGGAUUCCUGACAGGUUAUGCAGCCUAUAGAAUUUUAGUAUUUAGAAGAAAGAAUCUGACUAGAUCACAACAACUACAUUACCAUCGGACUAUUAGUGCUCUGUAUUUUUAUUCUUCAAGCCAUCAGCCAUGGCGCAGACCGAUGGCAAAAUGUCCACUCUGGACCGGGUAGUGAAAAGUGUCCCGUUUCCACCUUCAAGUCGUUUGACUAUGAAAGAAGUAUUUGACAGCCAUGGGAAACCUAAACCUGACAUUUUAAAACAACACUUCCUUGUGGAAGGAAGGGUAGAGGAAGCAGUAGCACUUAGACUCAUCAAUGAAGGAGCAGCUUUAUUACGACAAGAAAAAACUAUGAUAGAUAUUGAAGCACCAGUUACAGUGUGUGGUGAUAUUCACGGCCAAUUUUACGAUUUAAUGAAAUUAUUUGAAGUUGGAGGCAAUCCUGCUACUACUCGGUACCUUUUCUUGGGUGAUUAUGUUGACAGGGGUUAUUUCAGUAUAGAGUGUGUUCUCUAUUUAUGGGCUUUGAAAAUUCUUUAUCCUAGCACAUUCUUUAUGCUAAGAGGUAAUCACGAAUGUCGACAUCUUACAGAAUACUUCACCUUUAAACAAGAAUGUAAAAUCAAGUAUACCGAAAGAGUUUACGAUAGUUGUAUGGAAGCAUUCGACUGUUUGCCAUUAGCAGCUCUUAUGAAUCAACAGUUUCUUUGUGUACAUGGUGGUUUGUCACCGGAAAUUCAUACAUUGGAUGACAUCAAAAAGUUGGAUAGAUUCAAGGAACCGCCAGCUUUUGGUCCAAUGUGUGAUUUAUUAUGGUCUGAUCCAUUAGAGGAUUUUGGCAAUGAAAAGAAUACUGAACAUUUCAGUCAUAACAGUGUUAGAGGGUGUUCCUACUUUUAUAGUUAUCCGGCAUGCUGUGAAUUUUUGCAACAGAACAAUCUUCUUUCAAUAAUACGAGCACAUGAAGCGCAAGAUGCAGGUUACCGCAUGUAUCGAAAAAGUCAGACAACAGGAUUUCCCGUGUUAAUUACCUUAUUCUCAGCACCAAAUUAUUUGGAUGUGUACAAUAAUAAAGCUGCUAUUUUGAAAUACGAGAACAAUGUUAUGAAUAUUCGUCAGUUCAAUUGUUCACCACAUCCGUAUUGGUUACCUAAUUUUAUGGAUGUUUUCACGUGGUCACUUCCUUUUGUUGGAGAAAAGGUGACGGAAAUGUUAGUGAACGUGCUGAGUAUUUGUUCAGACGAUGAGCUAAUGACAGAAGGUGAUGACUCAUUCGAAGGCCUCAGCAACGCUGCUCGCAAAGAGAUUAUUAGAAACAAGAUACGAGCAAUUGGUAAAAUGGCAAGAGUCUUCUCCGUACUGAGAGAGGAGAGUGAAAGCGUAUUGCAGCUCAAAGGACUAACACCGACCGGUACUCUUCCACUUGGUGCAUUAUCAGGAGGAAAAGCUACUCUUACAAGUGCAAUCAGUGGAUUUUCUCCAUCUCAUAAAAUCACAAGCUUCGAAGAAGCCAAGGGACUUGACAAAGUUAACGAGAGAAUGCCACCUCGUAGAGGCUCAGUGGGAGAGGAUGUGAAACCAGCAGCUUCCUAACAGUCUACUACCUGUCACUAUGACUACACGCACUACUCCAGCGCUAAGACACUGGCACAGGAAAAACCCCUCUCUUAUCUGUCUUUGCGGAGACAGGGUACACAGUUUGCUAACUGGUAUAGUGAGCUUUGUAUCGAUGGGGGUUAAAUGGGUAGGGUCAGGGGAGGGUAUGCAUUUUCUGUGGGUGGGUGGUAAUUCUAUGCCUGCUGUAUUUAUCUGUCUUGUCUGCUUUAAAUUGGUUCAAUAAUCAAGAAAUUUGUGAUUUGUGCAUAUCACUUCUUUUUCAGACAUUUUUUGUGUAAUUCAUUAAUGGGCAGGGAAUAUUUCUACUUGGAAGUCUUUUAUGUUUCUAUAUGUUGAGGGGUUUGUGCAGUGUCGUAGUGGGAGGAGAGACGUGUUUUAUCACAAGGCGGCCAACAAUCUGAGACUGCAAGGAAGUGAAUCAGUGCUUUGCAAUCCACCAUUUUUUUACUUUGUUGAAAUAGGGUACACUGUGCAUACAUACUAGACAUUUUUCCCAUAUCGACUAUUACACUUCUUGUGACAUAAUGAUAUUCCAUUAUUUAAUUCAAAAAUAAUAAAAAAUAAAACAUAAAAAAAAUUUAACAUUAUAGAUUUAAAAAUUAUUCAAGCUACCUAAGCCAACUUUUGUAAAUCAAAUGGUUAGGACCAUGUGGAUUGAAUUUUGUCACUGAACACGAUCUGAUUGCCGCCACAGAGGUCUGUUUUGUUUUGCCAAGCUCCUCAGUGAAAAGCAAAACUUUUUUUUUUAUACUUUUUGACUAUAUGUGGGACAUUAUUGUAUUCUUCAUUAAAAACACUGUUCACUUAUUUGCCAAAUAGUGUUAGAUAUUGUAAUAAAAUGCAUCAGCACCUUGAUCAGGUGAAAAUUGAUUUUUUUUUUUUGUUAAGGCUCUGAUGAAUUGUGGAGUCAAGUUGGUUAUACAAUUGGUUUAAAUUAUUUAAGAUUUUCUUUUCUGUGAAAUGUUGGAUGUUUUUAUUGUUGGGUUAACUUUAAGAGGGAACCCAUUUUAUGUAUUUUGUGGAAUUAGCUACACAAAUGUGACUUUUACAGUUAUUCAAAAUGCGCCUGUUUUAUCAUGUAAUUGUAUAUUUGAACUUGGCAAAACUGCUUGAUAUUCUUGUGUAGGCACUGAGCAAAACAGAUGUGCUGGAUAAAUUGGGAAAAAGUUUACGGUGCUUGGCAAAAUAUAAACUGGAAUGUACCAGUGAUGGUGACAUCGCUAAGGAGCAGAUGGGAGAAAUACUCAGGCAAUCCACGUGGCAUUCAAAAAAAAUAGCAAUGAAAAAAUUCAUUAGAAUUUUUAAAAACAUGAAAGGCGUUCCUUUUUUAUUCUUACUAAUGGUCAAUUUUUCCUACUUGGUAUUCGCAAUUUUGUAAAUGUGGUUCAUGGAAAGUCUUUAAAAAGUAAACGUGAUGCUGUGUAGUGUAGCAAUGAGGCGAUCUGCUUUGUCAUCCUUUGGCAGAGUAACCGAAGCUGGUAGUGUUUUGCUCUGUGGAUUAGUCUCAUCUUUGUUUCCCUCGUCAUUCUGUAAAACCCUGCCAUCAGAGAUACUCCACAGAGCAACAUUUUUGGGCUGUAUACACAAAUUAGAAUACAAUUUCAUGACAAUCAUUUUUAAUCAAAACUUGCCAAACAUGUAUUUCAACAAAGGUGACUUGUUCUAUGGUCAGUUUCUUUCCCUGGGCUAUUUUAUUUCUCGGGAAUGAUGCGAGCUGCUAAGCAGUGUUAAAUACAUGUUCAGAUUUGUCCUCGGAUUCACCUCUGUUUCUAAUUCAAGUGCUGUCAAAGGAUGUAAAAAGUAUUGAAUCCUGCCUGGUGUGACUACUAGACUAAUAUAUUUACCUCUUCUCCCUUCUCUUGGAAAUUCUUGGAAAUUCUCUUACUACUAAAGCUUCUUCACAUAUUUCUGUGUUUCCCAGCUUAUCUUUUGUGUGAAUGAAUCAGUCUAUAUUGUCUCGCAGUGGAAUGUUAAACAAUAAAAAGCUUUAACCUAGUUUCCUUGAAAUUACCCUUUCUCAACCUUUUUCUUUUCAAUUGUAAAUACAAUGUUAAUGGUGGAUAAAGAAAACCCAUUGACUUGUAGUACAAUCUUGCAUACAUGCAGUUUGGAUGGCAAGGUAUUAGAACAAACUCUUUUGCAGCAGUUGCAAAUUUGAUCCGACAUAAAAAAAAAUGUAUGAGCCCAAGAACGAGAAAUAAAUGCGUGUACAUUUUUUACUGACUGUGACAAAAGUGAAGAAAUAGAAGUUUCCCAGAUUUCAAACAAGGAAAACAUUUACCAUUUCAUUUGAAAAAAAAAAAAUUCCUAUUGCUAUUGUAACUUUUCAGUGUUCCAUGAAUAUAACUUCUCUUUAAA